UGCCGUAGUUUCAAUUGUAUUACUCGAGUAUGAUGGCUGCUCCGGAACCGCAGCCGCGUUUUGGUCAAUCGGUGAAAGGUUUACUGUCUGAGAAAGUAGGGUCCUGCAGUGGGGAUGUCAUUACCCUUACUCGACAAGUCCUGAAAGGAUCCCGUAGUCAAGAGCUGCUUGGUCAGGCUGCACGUAAUAUGGUAAUGCAGGAAGAUGCCAUACUUCAUUCGGAGGACAGUUUAAGAAAAAUGUCAAUUAUAACAACACACCUGCAGUAUCAGCAAGAAGCCAUACAAAAGAAUGUGGAACACUCUAGAAAUCUUCAGGACCAGCUGAUGCACUCACUGAAAUGAAGAUCAAGCUGAUUUUAAACUGGAUUCAAAGUUUACAGACUUCUGAUUUCUGCGAGUCAGGAAAGCUCCUUGUGCAGAGUUUGCCCGGGUCGUGUUUGGCCUUGUAGAUUGUACCAUGUUUUUGACUCUGCAUUACAAACAUGAUGCUGAGAGAUGGAGCCUGUAUUUCAUUGAAAUUCAAUUUUUUUAAGUCUCGAAAGGUUUUAAGGAAAGAUAUCUGUAGCUUAUUAAAAGGCAUAUUUGAUCUUGCGUCAGUUUGCCAUUUGGUGAAAUGUGUUUAUGAACUUUCAACUGUCAUUGAAGGCAGAGUUUAUGUCCCUUAUGCACUUGUUUAAAUAUUAAAUAGCCACUUCAAAAAUGUAUACAUAUAAAAAUAGUUUACAGACAUUG
This is a messenger RNA of Paramormyrops kingsleyae, 734 nucleotides long. RefSeq names its product Bprotein-1 related complex subunit 7 (gene borcs7). Lineage: Eukaryota; Metazoa; Chordata; Actinopteri; Osteoglossiformes; Mormyridae. The record is from RefSeq and is a predicted model, not a curated record. Gene Ontology annotation, cellular component: BORC complex.